Messenger RNA from Amphiprion ocellaris (clown anemonefish), 16286 nucleotides. Its product is annotated as serendipity locus protein delta-like. Lineage: Eukaryota; Metazoa; Chordata; Actinopteri; Pomacentridae. The record is from RefSeq and is a predicted model, not a curated record. Gene Ontology annotation, molecular function: RNA polymerase II cis-regulatory region sequence-specific DNA binding; DNA-binding transcription factor activity, RNA polymerase II-specific. Bases 126 to 2051 code for a protein of 641 amino acids. Gene Ontology annotation, cellular component: nucleus. The transcript is spliced from 5 exons. Gene Ontology annotation, biological process: central nervous system development; regulation of transcription by RNA polymerase II.
GCUAGCCAGCUGUUAGCAUGUGGUUGUUGUUGUUGGUGGAAGACAGCCUCUCAGUCCGCAUGAACAGUGCAAUUUAAGCCCGUCCGACCUCCUGAAGAGCCAAAAGGACAGAACCUAAACCCAGAAUGUGCUCUGUCGACGGUUGUGAUUCGUUUCGCCGAAAUGCGAAGCGUUUUAAGUUACCAGAGGACCCGGAGGAGAGACUGGAGUGGGUCCAGUUUGUUCUGGAAGUCAACGGACAGCGACUGAAAGAAUCCUCCUGGACUGAUAUCACCAUCUGUAGUGAACAUUUUACUAAUGACUGCUUUGUAGACCAGAGUUUACAGCUGAGGUCCGGUUCUGUCCCAUCACUGUGUGUCAAGUCAGAGUCAGAGGAAGCUCAGGAGAACCUGCAGCGUGUGGAGUCUGUGGAAAAUACAGAUGCUGCUUGUCAGUGCGAUGAUCUGGAAACAUCCGGGAGCCCAACUUCCUGCCCAGAAAAAUCUGAAUGUACUUUAAAAGAUGCUGCCUCUUCUGGAUCCUACCACACACAGCAAGAAGUUCUGAAUACGAAUUCAAAUGAAGGAAGAGCUGAACUUCUACAGGUGAAAGGAAAGUACCUUGUGAAUGAAAGCUGCCUCCUCAAGUUGUGUGCCCAUAAAUGCCCAUCCUGUGAAGGUAAACUUCAGAUAAAGAAGGCCACGUAUGGGACACUGAUUGCUUUAAACCAGCGAUGCCUGAAGUGUGACUUCAGUAACCAGUGGAAAAGUCAAGUCAAUGCUGACAUUCCAACAGCUGAACAUAGAAACCUGACAGGAGGCCGAGAAGUAACUCCGGAGAUCCAACAGGAGGUGCCAGCAGAUGAGGACCCCAGCAGUGCAGUUUUGUCUGAUGUAACUCUUAGUGAGAAAGAAAAUGAUCCUUCAGAUGAUGAAGAGGAGGACGAUGAAGGUGAGGACAAUUCAGAUGGGGAGUGGAAUCCAAAAGAGGAAUUUUCAGUGAAUCAAGAGCUCGUUAAGGACUCGGAGGAUGAAACUGAAGAUGAAGGCGAAAAUUUUGAUUCCGCGAGUGGCCUCAAAAUAAAUGAGCUCUGCACAGAGUGCGGAAGUUUCUUCAAUAUCAUGAAGUCUCACACAUGUGAGCACAAAAUAAAGCCCUAUUCCUGCAAUAUUUGUGGCAAAAGAUGUGUGACCGAGUUAUCGUUAAAAAAGCAUAGCAAAAUUCACGAUGAAACCUAUGAACAUCCUUGCAGAUUUUGUUACGUUACCUUCAAAACCAGGGUGGACAAACUUAAACAUGAGCAGAGCCACCAAGACAGAAAAGAUCCGUAUAAAUGUCCAGACUGUCCAGAAACAUUUCCCACCAGUAAAAAACGCAGAGCCCACCUGGCAAACCACAGAGACCCAAAGGUGUUCAAAUGUGGAGUUUGUGAGAUUGACUUUAAGGAUGUGCAUCAUCUUCAGAGACACUCUGUUGUACACACAGGACUCAAACCUUACAAAUGCUCGGUGUGCCAGCGUGGCUUCAACCAGCAGAGUCACCUGAAAUCCCACAUGCGUCUGCACACAGGGGAGAGACCUUACAAGUGUCAACACUGUGAUAAAAGCUUCAAUCACAACGUGAGCUUGAAGAGUCACAUCCAGCGUUACCACACAUCCAGCUCUGGACAUGAGCGGAGGAAGGGGAAGGCGGAUAGAAGGGAAAAUGUUACUGGUGAUGCUGAAGGCAAUGGGAAUAAGAGAGACACAGACUCUGAGUUUGACAGGUUAGACAAAGAACAAGAAACAGAAGAGAGGGUGCAGAAAAAAGGAGCAAAUAAGCCAAAAAAUAAAAGGAGGAGCACAGGUAGACCUGUAGGAAGGCCUAAGAGAUAUGCUGAAAGUAACUUGGCAGAGGAAGUGAAACGCCAAACUUCAAACCCUAAAACAUCAAAAUCAAAGGUGCAGAAAUUAAAGAAAACAGGUUCCAGCGAUGAGGAAAGUGAGCAUGAGCAAUCAGACAGCGACUUAUCCUUUGGCACCAGCAGAAGAGGAGGCGGAGACAGCAAAGAGGAAGAACACUGCAAGCUCUAAAAGAAAAGCAAAACAUAGCAGAGACUCUGAUUUUGACCCAGGAGAAGAAACAAAGAAACAGAGGUGCAGCAGCCGGAACAGUGGUAAGAGCUCAGAGAAACGUAGAGGAAGACCAAAGCAGAAUGUGGUGGUCUGAAGUCUUUAAACACACUGAGCUGAUGAAUUCAUUUGGUGAGAUCAGUUGUGAAAACAAAAGGAUCCCUAAAGAUUGGAGGGCUUUACAGAGCUGUACUGAUAUCUCUUAGUAGAUACAUUGAAACAAAUCCUAGUAUGAGAAACAAAACAUUCACGUCGGACAGCGUCUGUCUGAACAGAACCGUCUUCCUCUGUUAAACAUCAUGUUGUUUGAUCUUCACAUAUGUUUAAUCUUGUUCACUGAUGUGUAGACUGGAAUCUAGUUGGGAAAAAAACUGAGUGGGGCUGCUAUUACAGUGGGGUUUAUUUGAAUUUGUCUGAAUUCUUUUUUAAGAAAAGUCAGUAUUUGUUCAGAAUCACUGGGAAGCUAUUGAACUUGAUAAAUCGUCUGUGAUAAUUUGAUUUCACUAUAAAUGGGCCCAGUCACGAAAUUACAAGUCAAUUUAAUAGUAAUACAAAUGCCAGUUUCAAGUUAAAAACUGUCUACCUAGCUCUAGCUCUAUAAAGGUACAGAAUUAAACCUGUGAUUUAAAGUGCUACUAUGGACUAUUUAGAGCCAUCUGUUUGCAGAAAUGGAAUAUUGUAUACGUACAUAUAGUAUUACAUUUUUUUAUUAGUGUAUAAUCACUAGUAGCUAUGAAUCAUGUUUUCCUUAGCUUCUAAGGAGCCCUUUAUAUCUACAGAUAGAGCAGGACCCCUUCCAUGGAGUUGCAUCACCAUUUUUCUACAAUAAAUGGGAAUGGGUUUUGAACUGAUGAUGUUUAUUUACAUUGUGGUAGGUUUGACGUUACCAUUUCAUUGUGAGUUUGGAGUUUUGGCUCCUUGCUUGUUUGAGCUUCAGUGACAGCUAAAAUGCCUCAGAGGUUUUAAAAUUUUUAAAGAUCACCAUUGUUUUUGUAUUGUUUUAGCCAUUAGUUACAGAGAGAUCAGCUACAUGACUGCUGGCUAAUGAGAUUUAUUGGAUUUCUUUGCAAAUAGUCAUUGCUUGCAAUUCUGCUAAAGUAAAAAAGAUGGUGAAAUGCAGUUUAGUAAAGAAGGCUACCAAUCUCUCUACUGGUUAAUUGGCUCACUAUAUAGUUGCAAGUAAUGAAAAAUAUAUGCAAUUUGAUAGAAAGCAUAAUUACCUAGAGUGGGUUGAUGACAGACUUUUGCACAUGAAAAAUGUAAAUAUAAAUGUGUCUAUCUUUUACAUUGGAUGUCUGCUGUCUUCACCUUUUGAACUCCAAAUCAGACAACAGGAUGCCUGCCAGACUAUAAUAGAACUGUUGUGUGUUUAGUACAAUUGAACAGUGGCUUUUUCACACUACCUUACAACGUCUGAAUUUAAAUUGCAUCGGUGUAUCUGCGUUCAGAGUUCCCACUUUGAUCAAAAUCCUGAAUGAAUCCCCCUGCUUAUAUGUUUAUCCUCUUUCUCUCUCUCAGUCUGUAUGCCAGCGUUAAAGCAUUCUUCCAGGCCCUCCAAGUUUUUUUUUUUGUAAUAAGUUAGAAAAAAUUCUGUAGCUUUUCUCUCUGGGAAUCAGCCCGCCUGUUGCUGGCUAAGCCAAAGGCUGCUUUGUGGAUUAGAGCUGCUGAUGGUUGGCAGAUCUAAAUGUGGCCUCUGUUUGGAGAACUUAUCUGAAAGAAUUUGUUUUAAAAAUGUGGCUGAGCUCCAAACCUUUGUACUUCAUGGAUGCACUGGUGAGGCAAUAAAUAAGGUUUGGGUGUGUCAGGGCACAAAAAGCUGCUAUGUAAGCAGUUAUGUGUAUCAGAAACUUGAUGUUUGGUGUAAAUUAUCAUUAGUUGUAUUAGGUUUAAGUAAAAGUAAGAAGAAUCAGUCAAAAUGUAAAUAAAAAAGUAACCUAUUUAGUCCAAAUUGUGUCAUAAUUCAUUUGGAAAUUUGACAAGUAGCAUAACAGAAUUCUUAAUUACGUUUGCCUAUUCUCAAAGUUGGCUCAUUAUGCAUAAAUUUACUUGCCAAGUUAUGUAUUCACACAGGCCCAGUGAUCUGAAUGGAAGACAAUACGAUCAAAUACGUCAGUAAAUCAAUCAGGCUUCUUAAGUCAGCACUUAAAAAUAAAACAAAGUGUUGGAUACAAACUGUAAUGUAGCUGUUUAAUACAUUAAUAACCUAGAUUAAUGAGAAGAGUGAAUAAAACAUUUUUUUGGUCAAUUUUUGGAUGUGUUUAUUAGUUUCCGCAGUGAAAUUUAACAUUAUUAAUCCACAUUGUCACAUUUUACAGUUACCUUUUCUUUCAUUCCUCCAGUUUUUAGCACUUUACAUCUAAGGAUCUUGUCUGUUUUUAACAUAGACAAUAGAAACCUGAACAUUUUGGGGUUUAAAAUAAUUAUUGGAUAAAACACUGAGUUUUAAGACAAAACCUUUAGCUUUACACUGUUCACUUUGGCUAUGUUUUGCAAUUUUUGAAGACAAAUAAUGUUAAUUGUCACAUUAAUGAAGAAUUUGUUUUGCCUCUUAACCGAGGUUCGACCACUGCUCUGCUAUUGCCAAGAAAACCACUAGAUGUCAUCCUUGUGCUACAGAUACUUAGUUUCCAGAGUAUUUCCACCACAUCAUCCAUACACCGUAAUUGCUAUGGUAACUGUUCUUGAUGCUGCAGUACCUGAGUUGGCCAGUUGAGUGAAACUGAGCUCUGCCUUCUUCUCUACAUUUUCCUCUGUUCUUUUCCACCUCUCUCUCUUUCCAUCUCUUCUCUCAUCCUCUUUCCUGUAAACCAGUGUAUUCUCCUCUCCCACACCACUCUCCAUAGGUAGACACCUGCUCUUGCAGAUAUCAAAAAGCCACACCUCAAAGAGCACAAGAGUAUUAUACAGGAGCUGCGAUGCCCUUGUCAGACUGAGCUGCUGAGGCUUGCAAAAUUCAUGCACCCUGUGAUUUACAACGUCACAAGGACAUCAUAGCAGUUAUUUACUGUUUUGUUUUUGUUCUGUGUUUUUAUUCGGCCUCUCUUUCCAGAUCUGUUUUCUGUCUUACAUCCAUGGUGCUGUUUGUCUGCCUCUAAACCCCUCUCUCCAUCUCUGCCUCCCUCUCUGGGUGUAAAGACUCGAAGCUGGUCUUCUUAAAAUGUCAGUUAAAUAAUCGGAGCCGCUCUCCUUUGACUGAAGACUAGAUUGAUGCUUUGAGGCCGACUUGAGAUGAAGAGUGCAUCAUGGAGAAAAUAACUGUUUUGGCAUGUUGGCACCAUGAGUGUGACGAUCAUAUUUAUUUGGCACGCGAAUUUACUCAGUACUGGGCAAUGCGAUAGUUCUAUGAAGUCGUUUUACAGCAAACCAGAGCGAGACAUGAAGAUUAGGAGACAGAAGUGAAAUAAUAUGAGCUGAGAUUAGAAUUUAAGGAGCAUAUCCACAAGCAGCUAGAGCCAGCAUUCAACUUUUUUGCGUUUAUGGUUUUCGUAUUUGCUUAGCAAAUCACAUUUGAAAAUGGGUUUCCCCACACAGAAACUCAAAUGCCAUAAGCCAGACAGAUAGCAAUCCACCUGGGCCGGAUGACAUUUUCUCGCUUACCAAUUCCCAGACAACAUUACUUGGUUGUUUAUUGAAAUGCACUUGGCCUUUGGACUGUUCCCAUUUUCUGUCUUGUGCUGUCUGAGUUUUAAUAUGCAGUGCAAUCCCGCUGUUUGGUCAUAAACUUUCUGGCCCCUUAAAACUCUCGGUCCAAGUGGGAACUUUUAAAAGCUUUAAGCACCAUAUUCAAAUUGGCAACUUGGUUGUGAGUGGGAAUGAUUGCAUGUAAUGAUAUUUGAUUACACUUAAUUUUGCCCGCGAUAUGCUUGUUGACAUUCUUGCCAAGAGUUAGAGAAGAAGAUGGAAGUCACUUUCAUGUCUGUGCAGUAAAUAUGAAGAUGGACCGACAGCCAGCUAGUGUGAUACCAAGACCGGAAACAGGUUGAUGCACAACUUUCAGCACCUGUAAUGGCUCACUAAUUUACAAGCUAUACGCUGUUUUGUUGAACCUGCCAAAAAAAAAAAAAAAGUUUUGUGUUUUACUGGCACUGGUAUGUUUCUGUUGACGACUUGUGAGGAUUAUCUUUGCAAAAAUAUUUACAGAUAGACAUCAGAACAUUAUUUUUUGAUACAACUUGCUUUUCUGUCACAAGUCUGUUUUCGUUUCCCCAAGUGGAAUGCAUGGAAGAUGUGUGUCGAACAUGAAUGAGUGUGUGCAUGCUAAUUGAAGUGUGCAAGAUGGUGACUGGCGGAGCAAUAGGCUACUUGCAGAUAAUUGGCUCCUGGCCAAUCAUAGCCCUCAAUAUAAGGAGCCAAGAUGGCUCUCCAACAGUGCUGGAGAUUCACUCACCUCCCUCCCCUUCCAACCAGUCACACUUGUACUCUGCAUAUCCACCUGCAGCUUUUGCCAUGAGAAUGAGAUGCAGAUUUGUUCCUCUUGUGGAUUUUGUGUUGAUCAACCACCGUUUCUUUUGAACUUGUUUCUCCUGUUUAUGCUAGACGGAAAGAUACAGUAUUAUGGAUUGCUGAUUUUGAUGAGGCUGUGUUGGUUAUGUUGUCUAGAUAGAUUUGUUUGUUUCUUUGGCUUACCCUGGAGCUAAAUCCAACUCCUCUGUUCAACAUUGUCAAUACACAAGUUGUUUGUCUGCGAGGGACCUGAGCUGUAUUACAAGCAAGUUUGACAUAGUCAAGCUUUCUUUGUUUUAGCUGACUUCACAAAACCCAAAGCCCAAUCAGAGAUACUGUGUAUCACAAUGUACAGUGGUCCUUUUUUGUUUACCAGGUUUUCUUCAUCAGGCAAUGAGUGCACUCCCAUAAACGGGCUGCUUGAUGCGUCAUUUGACUCUUCUUCUGCACAAAAAGUAGUGAUGCCGUCCUGCUUACUUAAAUCAUGAGAAUGUUAUGAUGAGGAGCAUAUAAUAUGAUAUGCAAAAAACAGUGUUAUUGCAGAAAGGGCACAAGAGGUAAGCUGGUAGGAAUUUGUUAAUCAUGUAACUUAAGAUAUCUUUUUCACCACUUCAUUUACCUUCAGUGUAGCCGCUUAUUUCUAUCAUGACAGCUGCACAUUGGAGCUCUUAAGCUUUAAACUUCCUAUUUUUAAACAUGAUACUCAACGAGUGCAUUUAGAUCUGACACUAUCCCACAAUGAAGGACAUAUGGAAAGCCCUUCAGUUUUUGGUCAAAUCAGAGUAAAAUAAAUGUUAUUGAUUGAAAUACAAAUAGACUAAUGCGUUUCGCAAUAUUUGUGUUUUAUCACCUGCAAUACCAGCAUUGUAAAAUGGAUCAGGCAGCAAAUCGGGAUCGAGAAUGAAAAUAUGUUUAUGCAUUUUCUGCAUUACCAUCUAAACGCAUGUAGGUUCCUGUAGAACUGCAAUCCACACACUUUGUGAUCCGGUAACUGCACGGCUUCAUUUAGGGCACUUUCAUAUUCCUUCAGCUCAGAAUCUGUAUCACUCAUAGAGAAAGAACUGGUGAAAGGGUGGCACUUCUUACAGACGAUUUAAAUCCUAAGCUCUGAACAGAACCACCCUGGGAGCACGUUAGGAGUGCAGCAUUAGUUACCAUGGUGAUAUAUAGCUCUGGCUUCAGGCUUAGCAUAUCUAGUCUACUCAUUAAUCUCACUUCACAGUACAUCCCUCUGGGUAACCUUCAUGUCUUGUCUCAGCCACCUAUAUACAAAGUUUGACAUUUUGGGUGGAGGGGAAAACCAUAUCUGUUGACUUAUUUUAGCUCAAUACUUAGUUUUAAGACUGAAACCGAGGGGCUGGGAGGCAGAUUUUGUCACCUUGCUGACAACCAGUCUAGUUGUUUCCUCCACUUUCCAGUUUUCAUGCUAAUCGAAGCUAAUUGACAGCUGGCUGUAGCUUCAUAUUUAUUGUGCAGACGUAAGAGCAGGGUCAGGCUUUUUAUUGAAAUUGCCAAGAAGGUGAAUAAGUGCAUUUCACAAAACGUCAAACUAUUGCUUUAAUGGCAGAAUUAUCCACCUGAGAUGUCUAAAGAUCCCCAUUAAAUGUAAAAAGAGAAUGCUCUGCUGUGUGUCUGCGCAGGUUUUUUGUGCUGGCAUUUCCCUGUGUCGCUCUUUGCCUGUAAAGUUCCACAGCAGUGGUUUAUGUUGUCGUUCAUUGAUUCAGAAUGGCCUCCUUUUCUGCUGAAUUUCACUGAGAAGACAGAGUGCUGUCAUAGAGUAUUUAUCAAUCACACAGCAUUUGUGUUCUGCUAUUUAUCGCGGCCCCCUCCUUCUACCCCCCAUCUGUGCAGAAUUACCCCCAUAAACAGCGCAAUCACUCGUCUCCUGUUAUCCAGCCUGCUUGACUGGCACGUAUUAGUUUGCUUAUUCUGUCACAGCGGCAUUGUCAAUCCAGAACAGCAGGGACCGAGUAGUACGUCAAGGGUGUCAGAAAGUUUUCUCCCUGAUUUGGGAGAUGUGUUAGAUCUUAGUAAGAGACGAGCAUAAAGUUGAUGGCAGAGGGACCCAAAAAUCCAUACUAAUGUCAGUUUUUGAAUUUAUAUCCAGUUCCCAAUGGCACUCUGAAAUAUUUCAUAGCAUGCGUCAACUAUAGUAUUCACAGCAGAGAUAUAUGUGUCUAAAUGUAUGUGCGUGCAUCCAGCUCCCUUGCAACUGAAUGAACAGUCAUGGAAAAACAAAUGAUCAAACAUAUGGGACCAGAUUUCAUCUGCAGUAAUGGUAACAACACACUGAACACGAAUAAUGCAGCAAGAAGUAUUGAUAGCCAGCAACAGUCAACAGUUAUGCUGCCGUCUGCAGCUAAUUCUAUGUUUUAUCAAAUCUAUUUGCAUCCAUUGCUGUAGUUGAAGCGUUUAAUCAUACCAUGAUAAAGUUAAAUGUAAGACAACAGGCCUCUGAAUGUCUUCCACUCACAUGGAUAGCUGCACUGUCGAUGUUCUUCAGCUCCAAGUUUCCAGUGUAAAACUAAUGAUACCUGACAGAUAGUAUCAACAUACAGGAGCUGCAGCAUAUUGCAUUCCUUCAGCAUUCCUCUGCCUGUUGCUCACCUCAGCAGGGAUAAAACCCUCAGACACUAGCAGAUAAGAAAAUACGCUGAUACAGAAAAAAAAAACGCCGCAUUAGAGAUACUGAAAGAAUCAUUUUGUGACUUAUUCAUAAUGUAACAACAUUUACUACUCAGUGGCAUCCAUACUAAUGCAAUGUGGCUACGAGUGAAACAGAGAAUGAGAAAAGUCAUUUGAGUUACAACUCGUGCACAAUGCUGAGGUGAAUAAUGAUGCCCAGACUGCAGCGAUAUCUGGCAUAUAUCAGCUUUAAAGUGUGCUGACGUGCUGUCACUUAUUCAUGUGCAUUCCCAAUUUUAAAAGUUUUCUCACCCAAUUUACAAUGCAGGGACAGUACAGAUUGUCCCUCAGUCUCUAGUGAUACAAAAUGUAAGUAACUGGCAGCAAUGUAAUUAAAAUUUAAAUAAUAUUUACAUUAUUCCCUCAAUCCUGCUUCACACAUUUAUUUUCAGAGGAGGGGAAGAUAUUAUGAGUGAACACAAAAUCUCACAUCGGCUCCCUGCUCUCCUUCCCAUUACUGAGAUACAGUCAUUUGAAUCAAAAAUUUUAAUCAGCCUCCUUAAAUGUUAAUCACUUCAUUACUCACCAGCGCACAUGUGGAGUGGCAGUCCGUGGGAAAUCAGAGGUGACAGAAAACCCCAAGUGGGCUGUGACACUGGCAGCCGGAGACAGAGACACUUAUCUGUACUGUGUUCCUCCAAAUCGACACAGGCGUGUUACAUGUCGGCAUCCUCGCAGCAAAUUAAUACCUCCCCACAGGAUCCACAUACUGUACGUGCACAAACACUGCUGCAUGUCUGUUUGCAAGUGUUUUCUGAAACAUGAAUCCACUGGGGACAAUUCGGAUAGAGAUAUAGAUAUCUCACAUACCAGAAUGCUGUUUAUGUAUUUGUGUCUCCAGCUCCACAGACUAGAAAAAGCAUCAUAUUUUAAUCCAGACUGAAAUAUCUGGGGUGGCUUGCUGUAGAUUUUUGUACCGACAUUCCUGGUACCCAGAGGAUGACACCUACAGACGAGGUGAAUUUUCAUCUUGUGCCACCAUGAGGUUAGCUUUUUAGUUUUUUAGAGCCAUUAGUAUUUUAAGCUCCAUUCAGACUGGAUUUAUUUCCUGAGGGCAUGUGUGGUGAUUUUAUCAUUACCUACUUUGGUCAGUGAUUUUAAUUCCCUCUAAAGUGCAUAUGUGGUUAAUUUUUCACCCAGACCCCAGUAAUAAUUACAGUUACCUAUCAUUUUUCAGAAAGCUCGCCCGUUCUCUUGUAAUUUAAAUCCCUGCUUUCAUACAUUACAUUCUUUUUUAUGGGAACCAGCUCCUUGUUUCAGUCAACCCUGUCCUGUUUCUGUGGAAGGUGAGAUACAGAAUUACAGUAGCUCUCUCGGCAUACUGCGCUGCAUUGCUAAAACCCCUGCAUUCGCUGUUUUUUUCCUGACCUGAAGUGAUCAAAACAAGCUGCCAACACAAUCAACAGACCUCAGAAGUGGUAUCAUCUCUGAGCAUUCAUCUUUUUGAACUCCAUUCUCCCUCCAUUGAUUCUCCUGUCUCUCUUCUAUUUUAUGCCAGCUUAUUUGGAUGAUGCUUUGAUCCAACUUUACAGCACUGAAACUGAAUAUACCUUUUAUAUUCCUCAUUGGCUCCUCUACUCAAAACCUCCAUCAUUCUGUCUGUUCCACUCUGCACCCAGCUAUCAUAACUUACUCUCUUUGUACAUCUAUGUAUGCUUUCCUUGUCCCCCUCCUCACUCAUUCUGUAAUUGCCUCUGGCUCCUUUUCUUACUUCUUCUACCUGUUUUCACACAAUCCCAGUAUCCCUCCCCAUCUCUAUUAUUUUCUCUCUCUCUGGUUAUGUUUCUAUCCAUCAUUCCCCAUCUCAUGCAUCUCCGUCCCUCAUCCCUUCCUUCCAUACCACUGCUUUACUAGCCACACCAGAGGUAAUUGGAUUUGAUUGGAAAUAUAAAUAUAUAUAUAUAUUUGUUGGCUCCAAUGCUCUGAGGCAGCACAUGUUAUUCAGAUCAAGCAUCUGUGUGUAUCUCUCUCUGUGUGUGUGUGUGUGUGUGUGUGAGAGAGAAAGAGCAUACCGGCUGCAGAUCACCUCGCAAUUCGGAGGUCAUAAGAAGGAUACACCAUGGGAAUCAUGAAUAUGUAUAAAAUAUCAUUUGCUUUCAAAGAAGGGGUUGUCAGGCUAAAUACCACCGCUGAGUACAGAUAACAGUGGAUAAAGUGUCAGGGUUAUCUUUCCAUCUCAUUGCAGCCGCUCAAACACACCCUGUGCAUGCUAACUUCCAAAAAAUAUAAUAGAAAUUCUACUGCUGCCCUCACUCUACUGGUAUUACCACUAUAUUCUCAUAAUAGAGGUCAACAGUAUUUGAACAUGCAGGGAUAGGACUACUCUACAGAAAUGUUUAAUGUAACCCUCUGAAUAUUUUUGAUUUGGAGGGUAAGGAAAUAGACCUUCCCUAGGGAAUGUUAGUCCUUCAUUGACAAUUUUAUAAAAGUCUGAAGAUGUACAUAUUUUAAACUGGUUUUAGCUGCUUGUAAUAGUCCUAACAUUUUAGCAUUUUAUAUUUAUUUUAGGUCAAUAGUAAUUUUACAUGUCUGUCGGCUAUCAUGUGCAGGACUUUGAGCAACUCAGGUUGUGUUAAAAUGUGCCAUAUAAGUGGACUUGAUUUGACUUGAUGGGGCAAUAUUGCUGUAAAUAACAAUAUGAGUUGUGCAGAAGAUUAAAGUGGUAAAAAUAGUUAGCAACUGUUAAAAUUGUCCAUUUGCGAUAGUUUUCCAUUUCCUAAAGCUGCCUGUGUAUCAUGACCUGAAUGUUUGUAGUAGUCCUGAGCAAUAUGAGGAGCCUGAAAAUUAUUUGCUCCUAGAUGACACAUUUUAAAAGUCCAUGGGUCGUUUCUUUGCAAUGAACCCCCCAGUGAAGUCAUGGCGAUGACCUCACAGCAUAGAUACGGCCGUCCCACUGUGUAGAGAGCGCGAGAGAGGAGCGUGAUACAUCAGGCACAUUAUGGUGUCGGUAGCUGCAACUCUAUCAACUUACAGUGCCAUUAAACCAAGGACAAAGUGCACAUUCUCCUCAGUGAAGUCCAUUCACAGAUCAUAUAAAAGGAUAUAUGGUGUGUGUAAUGGUGUUUGAUAAGCACUCUAAAAUGAUUAUCAUUGGCCCUACAUGACCUUGUUGGCAUAACACUGAUUUUCAAAGCACAUGUCUUGGAUGAAGUUGUGAUGCAGAGCUGCGUUUUGUUUUUUUCAAAAAGAGUAAGCUUGGAAAAGUUAAGUUCAAAUUAUUUAUGAUGCCCUGAUGCCGAAGGAGCAACAAGUUUAAAGGUUGUAAAGUUAAUGUAUCUUAUGCUACACACGCUGUAUGAACCGCAUGGCCUUUAUAUCUCAAGAACCCGUGUUUCACUGUCCCAGUUCUCCAGUAGUGUUGCAAGCAAUACUUUGCUUGAAUGUUUUGCAUGAACAGCACAUAGCUUCCAGUGGCAUAAAAAUACUCUUAAAACCUGCAUCUGUUGUGCAUAAAAGAAAAAAUGUAAAGAGAGAGACAGUACAGAUUCCAGACAGCAUCAUGGUCAGUUAAGGUCUACUUCUAUGACCAGAAUAUUCAGCUUGAAUGGGUUAGUUAGACCUUGAGUAAGGAUGUAGGAUGUUUCAAGGUUAUCAGUGAAUCAUUUUAUUACACACUGGAGCUGAAAAAGUAACUUCCUGCAGGUUGCUGCAGGAAGAAAUUACUAAAGUAAUGUUGAAGUUCUUUCAGGCAGCAAAACAGAGUUGUCAUGGAAGGCCUUGGUCAUUGUAAACCUUAUAUUACAUAUUAAACAAUAUAUUAUACCAUGCUUGGUUGGUCAUUUCAAAUGUCAACAUCUAUUGUAACUGCCAUUAAAGUAGUGUACAAGAAUUUGUGGUUUAGAAUGAAAAUUCACAUCAACUAUUGGAUGGAUUGUCUUGAAAACUGACCCCCUCAGUGUGAUUUGCAAUAAUGCAGAUGAUCCCAUCAUUAGGUCAAAUAAUGAACAUAAAGCAUGUGAUGUGGAGCAAGACUGAUGGCUUUGGGAGGUAUGUUGAGCCUAAAGUUCGACUUUUCACUGCUGGGAAGGUGGCUCUCUUUUAACCUGCUAGAUCGUUGCUGCACAGCUAACCUGCCCUGGAGGAGGUUUUGCUCAGAGUUUCAGAUUUAAAUCAGCUGUAAGCAGCACCACCCUGUCACCAACUCUUUUCCUGAUGAUAUUUUCUAUUAGGGGAUGCAGAUUCUGAGCUGAAGGAAACAUCUGUAGAGCUGUACGCUAGUGAUGCCAAUGAAAGGAGCCAUGCAGUUUCAGCAGAGCAACCUGUAUGCAUUACAUGUCCAUGGGAACCUUCAUGCAUUCAGCUGGUGAUGCAGGAAAUGCAAAGGUUGAUGUGCUGCCAAAUCUGUUGUAUGCUGCUGGCAUUGCAGCUAAUAGAGCACAGAUUAGAAAAUUGAUUAGUCUAUUUUGUUUGUCACAAAUAGUACUCAGUCAAUACUAUUAAUUUCUCUUUGAUUUGGCCAAAACUGAAGUGGUUUCCUCAUAUCCUUCAUCAUGUCAGACCUAAAUGCCCUUCUUCAAUAUCAUGUUUAAAUGGAGGAAGCUUAAAGUUUAAUGGCUCUAAUGUGCCGUUCUCAUGUUAGAAAUGAGUGGUUGCAUUGAAAGUGCACUUAAUGAUGAAAUAAAUAUAUUAAUUUACACAAUUAAUGAUUUCCUACCAGCAUUACUCUCUUGCCCUAUUUGCAGUAACAGUGCUAUUUACUCUAAUGAAUGUUUUCUGUAUUUCACAGCUUUCCAUCAUAACAACUUGUUCCUCUCAAAUAAAGUAGGCUGCACACUAUCGGUUCAUUUUGUGCAAAAGAAGAGUCAAAUAAUGCAUCCAAUCUGUCAUUUAAGUAAAGUGUGCACAGAGCCUGAUGAAGAAAAGCUUGUUAACAAAGAAUAUCUGUUUAUCUCUGAUGGGAGUUUUAGGUUUUGUCAUGCUGGCUAACAUUCAGAAAGACCCUGGCUAUGUCAAACUUGCUACCUAGUUUCCUUGAUGUGUCAACCUGGCACCAACUCCUAAUCUGGUUUAUUGUAAAUAGUUGCUCAAACAAAGAAGACGCAGGCUGAUUUCACAGCUCUACACCCUCAGUACUACAGAUUUAACAGAAUUUGAACCAAACAAUGCACUCCUCUGAAACAUUAUGAUUGAAAGCCCGGAAUACACUGCUGAGUGAUGAAACACCUUGUAACCCUCUCUGAAACGUAUUUACAUAUUUAACCACUCACAGGACCUGCUUAAUAAAGUGCAGCUUGUCAGCAUUUUGCACAUCCAUCCCUUCAGGUCUGAGUAGUAAAAUGCAUUAUUUUUCACAUCUUGACUUCACUUCUGUCCCUUUGGACAAUACAUCACAACCUGUACACAAAACAGCUCGGAGACAAAAGAAAAAAAAAACAAGCUGUUACAUUCACAGUUAGAGUCCCAAAUGACAGACAUUGCGUCAAAAUGGCCGUCCCAUAUGGCAUGCGAGUAUUGCAUCAAUUUCUCCUGCCUCAAACAUCAUCCUUCAACAACACCCCGACACACAGGUAGGAAUACAAGUUCAGGCUAGAGAGGUGAGAGCAGAGAGGAGGGGGAGGAGGGACAGUGUUUGAGAAUAACUGAGAGAGGAGGAGGAGGAGGAGGGUGAAAAAAAAUGAAGCUGUGUUUGAAAUUAUAAUUUAGUUCUUGCCACACAUUGAGCAGUGCUGAGCCUGGAGCCUGGAGCUCAGCACAGCUCACAGUUUACUAUUUGUUACACUCUCUCUCUGUCUCUCUUAUUACAGGGCUCUUAUGAUAAAUCCUGAAGGUAAAUCCCUGUCUAUUAAACCAGCCUCUAACAUUCCCUAUGAAACCUGCAUGUGUGUGAAAGUCCUGCUGAUGGGGCUGCUAGUUGUAGCCAGUGCAUUUAUACAUGUGGACGUUUAUCAUUAAUCUGUGUGUGUUGCAGUGAACUAUAUACUUUCUGAGCCUGGUUUAUAUCCUCUAUAGUAUCACUAGAGGGGACACAUUUUGAUAAGAAGCGCUUUUUUUGGUUUAAUUUUAGAUUAUGCACAUUGUUGGGGGCGGAGUGAAUGAUCCCUGACAAGUUGAAAACUACUAGUGGGGUUUCGUAACUGACAAAAAAAAAUGCUAAGUGGAUUAAGAGCUUGUUAUCGUGAAGGAGGAGAGAGCAGACGGGCAAAAUUAAUACAUUUUAAAAUUCUACUUGGAUUCAGCUUCCCAUGAAGUCAGGAUGGGAAAUAAAAUCUAUCUCACUCUCUCACUUUUAAACCCUUUCUUUGGCUGCGGUGCAUCCUCCAGGAAUAUCUGAGAUUUAUGUUGAGACGCUGCCUGGGGCCAAGUAUUAACUAUAUAGUACGUCAGUCAGGGAGUGAAACAUCACAGGUUUUUCUGUGGAGAAUGAGAAGAAAGUGGAAAAGAAGAAGCAUGAAGAAGGGAUGGAGAGAAAAAAUGAAAGAGAGAGAAAAAGAGUGUAUGCCUCAUCUCCAUUACAUCUCAUUAUCUUUAGCCGAAGGUCCCUUCAGGACACACACUCACACACAUCCAUGCCCACUAAUGCAGGCACUGUUACAGUAGCGCCACUGUAGCUGGACAUGAAGAUUGAUGGGCUUCUUUCUAAAUUCCAGGGAGGUGCCAGGGGCAUUUAGGGCAGACAUAGUCUUUCUGCAUCUCUGUCACAUGCACACUCAGACUUUUCUCUAGCAGCUCCAUUACCUUAAUGGUGAUACUCUGAGGAGAGAGGAGAGCAGGGAGACGGCGAAGAGGGAAACAAAGAGAAGUAGUUCUUUGCACAGUUAAGAGAGGAGAACCAAGGUCAGGCCUGAGCAUUUUAUUUCAUGAUCAUUUGCUGUCCUUUAGAGAGUUUCAUGAUCCUAUUAGUACUUUAGGUCAUCCAUGUAAGACCCUGAAAAGUUGUACACGGAGUUAACGUGACUCUCCAUCCUCAUGUACCAGGGGAGAAAUGUGCCCUCAGCCUAGAGUCACGACUAUCUGUGAGUCUAAUGGUGAAAAGACAGCAAGAGGCUCAAGAGUUCGUCCUCUUAGUUCAACCAUUAAUAAUCUUUAUGUGACCCCUUGAUAAAUAAUAAUAUGAAUUUAUUUAAUAAU